Molecule: messenger RNA, 246 nt
Organism: Alternaria hordeiaustralica
Lineage: Eukaryota; Fungi; Ascomycota; Dothideomycetes; Pleosporales; Pleosporaceae
Exons: 3
Coding region: 1-246 (81 amino acids)
Molecular function (GO): fatty acyl-CoA hydrolase activity
Source: RefSeq, a predicted model, not a curated record
AUGGGCGUAUCCACCGACCUCAACGUGACCUACCUCUCCUCCGGCGGCAAAAUCGGCGACUUGAUCAAAGCCGAAGUAACGUGUGAUAAGUUCGGCAAAACACUCGCUUUCACGUCCAUCAACUUCAGCAACAACAAGGGAGAGGUCUUUGCACGGGGAAGUCAUACCAAGUACGUGGCGUUGGCGUGGAAAGACCCAAACAACAUCGUUGAGGAGCUUUCACCUAAGCCGGAGAAGAAGGAGUAG